Drosophila bipectinata is the source of this 737-nucleotide messenger RNA. RefSeq lists its product as uncharacterized. Gene Ontology annotation, cellular component: centrosome; centriole. Gene Ontology annotation, biological process: mitotic cell cycle; centriole replication. Lineage: Eukaryota; Metazoa; Arthropoda; Insecta; Diptera; Drosophilidae. The record is from RefSeq and is a predicted model, not a curated record. Gene Ontology annotation, molecular function: calcium ion binding.
CUUCUCCUAGUUUAAACAGCCCGCUCUCCCCAUUCACAGUCGACUCCCAACGGGCACACUCACAGAUCGUAGAUCUAGAAAGUUUAUUUUUCCCCAUUUUUGGGAUACAAAAGUUUUUCGAUACCAAAAUAAAUACAACGGAGCGAUAAAAGUAAUCGGAUUAUCAUGGAAAGAGGAUCAAAUAGACUGGGAAGUGCGCUGUCUGGCAGCGGCGUUCACUCGAACGUCUCGGUAAUCACAAAGCCAAAGCGCAAGAAACAGCGGCUGCCCACCUUCGACCUGUCGCUGGAGCAGAAGAUAGACAUCAAGAAGGCCUUCGAUCUGUUCGACACACAAUGCUCCGGGUUUAUCGAGACCAAGGAGCUCCGCGUUGCCAUACGCGCCUUGGGAUUCGAGCCGAAGCAAGAGGAGAUCCGUCGCAUGAUGGAUGAGAUCGACAAGGACAAGACCGGAAGGAUUGCCUUCAAUGACUUCCUUUACUUGAUGCGUCAGAAAAUGGCGGAGAAGGACUCCAAGCAGGACAUGGCCAAGGCAUUCUCAUUUUUUGACGACGAUCGAACCGGUAAGAUAUCGUUCCGGAACCUGAAGAGAGUGGCCAAGGAGCUGGGCGAGAACCUCACCGACGAGGAGCUGCAAGAGAUGAUCGACGAGGCCGAUGCCGACGGCGACGGGGAGGUCAGCAGGGAUGAGUUCCUCAACCUAAUGAAGAAGACUAAUCUGAUCUAGGGUCGACUCUC